Molecule: messenger RNA, 3216 nt
Organism: Geosmithia morbida
Lineage: Eukaryota; Fungi; Ascomycota; Sordariomycetes; Hypocreales; Bionectriaceae
Product: ribosome assembly protein 1
Exons: 2
Coding region: 1-3216 (1071 amino acids)
Biological process (GO): cytosolic ribosome assembly
Cellular component (GO): cytosol; ribonucleoprotein complex
Molecular function (GO): GTPase activity; ribosome binding; GTP binding
Source: RefSeq, a predicted model, not a curated record
AUGCCUGUCGUCACUCCAGAGAAGCUGGCUGCUCUGCAGAAGCAGCCCCAGGACAUUCGUAAUAUUUGCAUCCUGGCCCACGUCGACCAUGGCAAGACGUCCCUCACUGACGCCCUACUUGCUACCAACGGCAUCAUCUCGCCCAAACUUGCCGGUAAGAUCCGGUACCUCGAUUCGCGUCCAGAUGAGCAGACGCGUGGAAUCACCAUGGAGUCAUCAGCCAUAUCGCUCUACUUCUCCAUGCUUCGCCGGUCAGCACCCGAGGCUACCCCAGAGCAAAAGGAGUACCUUAUCAACCUCAUCGACUCGCCCGGCCACAUCGACUUUAGCAGUGAGGUAUCCACUGCUUCGCGACUCUGUGACGGCGCCGUCGUUCUAGUGGAUGCCGUCGAGGGUGUGUGCAGCCAGACAGUGACGGUGCUCCGGCAGACGUGGAUCGAGAAGCUGAAACCGCUGUUGGUCAUUAACAAGAUGGACCGACUGGUCACGGAGCUGCAGAUGAGUCCUGCCGAAGCGUUUGUCCAUCUGAGCAGGCUUCUCGAGCAGGUCAACGCCGUCCUGGGAAGCUUCUUCCAGGGUGAGCGCAUGGAGGAGGACCUUAACUGGAGAGCCAAGAUGGAGGAACGCAUCAGCGCGUCCACGGCCGCGAAAGAGGAGGCCAUUCUCGCGGACCAGGCCGCAGGUGCUGGUGACUCGGCAGAGGUCCAGUGGGAGGAGAUGGACGAUGAAGAGCUUUACUUUGCUCCUGAGAGAAAUAAUGUCAUCUUCAGCAGUGCUGUCGACGGCUGGGCCUUUACCAGCCGCCAGUUUGCUAGCAUAUACGAGAAGAAGCUGGGUAUCAAGCGCGGUGUCAUGGAAAAGGUCCUCUGGGGCAACUACUAUCUCGACCCUAAAACAAGGAAGGUUCUCGGCCCGAAACACCUCAAGGGUCGUAACCUCAAGCCUAUAUUUGUCCAGCUCGUCCUUGAACCAAUCUGGACCGUCUACCAGGCCACGACUGGUGGUGACGACGGAAAGGGUGACCCCGUCCUUCUGGAGAAGGUCACCAAGUCGCUCAACAUUACCAUCCCCCCCCAUGUCUCCAGGACACGCGACCCGCGCCAGCUCUUGACCACCGUCUUCUCCGCCUGGCUUCCGCUGUCAACCGCCCUGCUCGUCUCCGUUGUGGAGAGUCUGCCAUCGCCACCCGUGGCUCAGGCGGAGCGACUGCCUAAUCUGCUGGAGGAGGCUCCAGGGUAUGAAUCCAUCGACAAGGAAAUCAAAGACGCAAUGAUCUCAUUUAAGGACUCAACGUCAGACCCCGUCGUAGCCUACGUCAGUAAGAUGGUCUCAGUGCCCGAGAGCGAGCUACCGGAGAACAAGCGCAGGCCAGGGCAAAUGACGGGAGAAGAGGCUCGGGAUCUGGCCCGCAAAAAGCGAGCCGAGGCGGCAAAGGCAGCCCGAGAAGACAAGGGAGACAGCAGCAACGGCAUGGACCCCCUGGCAGAGGCCCUGGACAAUGCCGACAUCAGCGACCCUUUACCUGGGCCCGCGGAAGAGAAGCACGACCCAGAGCACCUCAUCGGCUUCGCACGUAUAUACUCGGGUACCCUGUCUGUGGGCGACAAGCUGUACGUCAUCCCGCCUAAGUGGUCGCCCGCGAAGCCGGAUGCGGAACCCCGACCGCAAGAAGUCACCGUCACGUCACUGUACAUGCUCAUGGGACGCAACCUCGAGGCACUCCCCUCUGUACCCGCCGGCGUCGUCUUCGGCAUCGGCGGCCUGGAGGGCAAGAUUCUCAAGUCUGGAACGUUGUGCAGCCGUCUUCCGGGGGCCGUCAACCUCGCGGGUGUGAGCAUGACGGGUCAGCCGAUUGUGCGUGUGGCCCUGGAGCCUGUCAACCCGCUCGACCUGGACAAGAUGAUCCAGGGCUUGAAGCUCCUCGUACAGAGCGACCCUUGCGCCGAAUACGAACAGUUCAGCAGCGGAGAGCACGUGCUCCUCACAGCGGGCGAACUGCACCUGGAGCGGUGCAUGACGGAUAUUCGCGAUAGGUUUGGGCGAUGCGAGAUCCAGGCCGGCGCCCCCAUCGUUCCAUAUAGGGAGACGACGGUGCGAGCAGAGGACAUGCGACCACCGGCGAACCGGGAACUGGGACGAGGCGCCGUCGUGGGCGUCACAAGCUCCAAGCAAGUGACCAUCUCACUACGGGUGCGUCCCAUCCCCGUAGAGGCGACCGACUUUCUCGUCAAGAAUGUCGACUCCAUCAGGCGGCUGUAUAAGACGCAACACGAGGCCGAGGAUGAGCAGCAGCAAGACGGCCAGGAGAAGAUCGAAGCCGACACGGAGCUGGCGGCCGGCAACGUGCUGUCGGUCGAGGACCUCCGGAAGAAGCUGAAGGAGAAACUGGAGCACAGCAAGGGCGGGCGAGACGUGUGGAAGAACCAGGUGGACCGCAUUGCUGCGUUUGGACCGCGACGCACGGGUCCCAACCUGCUCAUCGACGCGACCAAGGAUGGCAUCCUGUCCAGGGUAUUCGCCAGCCCUGGGGAGGAGGGGACCAGCGAAGCGCCCAAGGCAGCCGACAAGCUGGACCCGCGGCAGUUCUCGGACAAGAUCAACUACGCCUUCCAGCUGGCGACGGCACAGGGGCCGCUGUGCAGCGAGCCGAUGCAGGGUGUGGCCAUCUUCAUCGAGGAAGUGAGGCUCGAUGUCGGUUCGGGCGAGGAGUCUCUCGCGCGCGACCGCACGGGCGAGAUCAUCAAGACGAUGCAGGCGUCCGUGCGGGCCGGGUUCCUCGACUGGUCGCCCCGCCUCAUGCUGGCCAUGUACACGGUGGAGAUCCAGGCGUCGACGGACGUUCUGGGCAGGGUAUACGACGUGCUCACGCGGCGCAGGGGCCGCGUCGUGGCGGAGACUAUGAACGAGGGCACGCCCUUCUUCACCAUUCAGGCCCUGCUGCCCGUGGCCGAGAGCUUCGGCUUCGCCGACGAGAUGCGCAAACGCACCAGCGGCGCCGCCCAGCCCCAGCUCAUAUUUGCCGGCUUCGAGGUCCUGGACGAGGACCCCUUCUGGGUGCCCUUCACCGAGGACGACCUCGAGGACCUAGGCGAGCUGGCCGACAAGGAGAACGUGGCAAAGCGGUACAUGGACGCCGUGAGGAGGAAGAAGGGUCUCCUUGUCGAGGGGAGGAACGUGGCCACCGAUGCCGAGAAGCAGAAGACUCUGAAGAGGUAG